AUGUUGGUAUUGGAAGUACCUCGGAUGGAUGAGGAAGACAAGUUUCACUAUUUCAUGGAAGGACUUCAGACAUGGGCGCAAAAUGAAAUCCACAGACAAGGAGCCCACGACAUCUGAGGAACAAUGAUGGUGGCAGACGGACUGAUAGAUAACUAAUGCCAACAAUCAUAUGACAAUGACACAUCUCAAGGGGGUUGAGGUCACAAUGCCAAUCAGGGACAAGGAGGACCGGCCCAAAUAGGAGCGAGUCAAGGCAACCACAACCAAGGUCGAAAUGAGACCCCUCUAUAA
Molecule: messenger RNA, 291 nt
Organism: Spirodela intermedia
Lineage: Eukaryota; Viridiplantae; Streptophyta; Magnoliopsida; Alismatales; Araceae
Source: the annotation of a GenBank genome assembly